AUGUCCUUUCGCAAGCGAAACAUCGGUCUUUCUCCUGGAGUUGACCGCAACGCUGUUCCCAAUGCUACCGCGCAGCCCGCUGCGCCAGAAAGCACGCCGGGCAUCCGCCCCUCCCCCGAUGAUGGACGGCCAACAACCUCGACAGGGACUCGCUCUCUAGAUAAUCUUCUCGCAGGCCAUGCGGGGCUUCCAAUGGGAAAACUCUUGUUGAUUGAAGAAAACGGAACUACGGAUUUUGCGGGCUCAUUGCUGCGUUACUAUGCGGCGGAGGGCGUAAUCCAAGAGCAGAAGGUCCAUGUGGUUGGAGUGCCAGAGCAAUGGGGCCGAAGUUUGCCUGGUCUGAUUGGCUCAGCGGAGUCCCUGGACGAGAAGAGAUCCGACAAGCGCAAGGAUGAUCGCAUGAAAAUUGCAUGGCGAUACGAGCGAUUGGGCGAGUUUGGGGCAGUCGCUGGUUCGCGGGGUGCCCCUACUAAUCCUGGGGAACAGGAUACAGCAGCAAAAGAAGCGCCCGCUUUCUGUCAUGCCUUCGAUCUCACGAAACGUCUCACCCAUCCGUCUAUCACAAACAUGUCCUUCAUCCCACUUAUGCCCUCAAAAGAGUCACCAUUCCUCGCUAUCCUUAAACGACUCCAGACCGCAAUUACAUCCAGCGCCGCCAAUACAAUCCACCGAAUCGUCAUUCCUUCUCUGCUCAACCCCACAAUUUACCCGCCGAACGCCUCCCAACCCGAACAUGUACUCCAGUUCUUCCACGCCCUUAAGGCACUGAUGAGCGCGCAUACCACUCGGGUGACCGCGAUGAUCACGGUGCCUCUGUCUCUCUAUCCCCGCUCAUCGGGGCUGGUUCGCUGGAUCGAACUGCUCAGUGACGGUGUCAUUGAGCUUUGUCCUUUCCCGCACUCUGCUGAUGCCAUGGCUACCUCGGGAGCGGCUACCUCACAAGAAGAACCACCGCAGGGUAUGCUCAAGACGCAUCGGCUUCCAGUUUUGCACGAGCGUGGGGGUGGAAGCGAUCAGAAUGUCGGACAAGAUUGGGCGUUUAUUCUAAGCCGCCGGCGAUUCGAGAUCAAACCGUUCAGUCUGCCACCGGCCGAAGGAGACACAGAAGCGCAAGAGGCGUCGGUUCCAGGCGGAAUGCCCAAGAAAUCGGAUCUCGAAUUUUGA
Messenger RNA from Penicillium egyptiacum, 1164 nucleotides. NCBI's taxonomy places the organism in Eukaryota, Fungi, Ascomycota, Eurotiomycetes, Eurotiales, Aspergillaceae. The record is from the annotation of a GenBank genome assembly.